AUGUCUGGAGAUAACACCAACAAUGCUGCAGAUAAUGCUGCAGAUAAUGAACUUGCUACAACUAUGGGAUUUGCCAAAUUUGCCAGCAAAGCUACCCAGUACAGAGGCCAACAUGGACGCCGUUGGAAUGGCUCCCUUGGAAGGCGCCCUGAGUCGUGGAACAAGCCAGAGAGCCAUGUCUCCUCUGGUAUGCCAGGACGCUCUGUAGCAGUCCCUUCUGUCGCUCCCACCCCUGAACUGCCGCCCCCUCCAAUGUCGAAGCCAUUUGCCUCGACUCUAGCUACUAGAGAGAGGGAUAGAUAUGCUGCAGCUCCAGACUCUGCUGGCGGUGACCCCAAGCAUAAACCCCGUAAGAACAAGGCCAGAAAGGAAAGAACGGAAGCGCACAAGGCAAAAACCCCUGUCCCUGGAGUCCCAGGAGGACUCAAUGAUACAACCAACCGUCGUCCCCAACGAGGCAAUAUGCCUGGAGGUCAGUACCCCGUGAUGAGAAGACAUGAGGGAGAAGAAGGUGGGGUCACUAUCAAUCCAAGAGACAACCAAAAGGCUCAGAAGGCUAUCAACAUUCCUAAUGAAACCAAGGUUUCAGCUAUCACUCCAAACAAGAUUGCAGGACAGCCACUUGAUAUGGAGGGCCUAGGAGCUUUACUUUUCCCAAAAGAUCAAGAUAGUGUAGCCAAAGCCGGCACAGACAAGAAAUCGGAUAUCGAUAACUCCCAAAAUAAUGAAGUUGUUCCACAAAAAGAGGCAGAGGUUACCUCCAAGUCCGAUACUCGUGAAGUUAAGAAGGAAGAGCCAGAAGCAGCUCCUCCCCUCAACAAAUGGAGUCCUAUCUUCCCCGUAGGUGGACCAAGACCAAUUCCCAAGCCAUUGGAUGACGGUUCCAACGAGGCCUCUAAACGCACCAACUAUAUUGAUGAACAAGGAAACUACCAUGCUCCGAACGGCACAAUUAUGACCCGUGAGCUUCUGAAUAUGUUCGCCAACGGAAAACUUCGCAACUCUCUUGGUGAUAGAGUCUACUUCAUGCCGUCGUUUCUCGAUGACAUUCCACCCAAGAGUCAGAAGCCCGUGAAGUUGGCGCCUACGCCAUAUCGCAUCUUCUAUGAUCCAAAAGAACUUGAGAAAGCGCAGUGCUAG
Molecule: messenger RNA, 1140 nt
Organism: Microsporum canis CBS 113480
Lineage: Eukaryota; Fungi; Ascomycota; Eurotiomycetes; Onygenales; Arthrodermataceae
Exons: 3
Coding region: 1-1140 (379 amino acids)
Source: RefSeq, a predicted model, not a curated record